CGGGGGGCGGCUCCGCGGGGCGGGCCCUCCGCGCGAGCGGGCGGAGGGCACAGUCGUCCACGCGAGCGCCAUGGCCGCCUUACGUGCCCUGCUGGCCUGCGUCCGCGCCCCGCUGCGGCCCUGGCUCUUCUGCCCGGUGCAGCGCUCCUUCGCCUCGAGGGCAGCCUUUGAGUACAUCAUCACAGCAAAGAAGGGAAAGAGCAGCAACGUGGGGUUGAUCCAGCUGAACCGCCCCAAGGCCCUCAACGCGCUCUGCAAUGGCCUGAUCGCGGAGCUCAACCAGGCACUGCAGGCCUUCGAGGAAGACCCGGCCGUGGGGGCCGUUGUCCUCACAGGCGGGGAGAAGGCAUUUGCAGCCGGAGCCGACAUCAAGGAAAUGCAGAGCCACACGUUCCAGGACUGUUACUCUGGCGGCUUUUUGAGCCACUGGGACCAGCUCACACGUGUCAAGAAGCCAAUCAUAGCUGCUGUCAAUGGCUAUGCCCUCGGGGGCGGUUGUGAACUUGCUAUGAUGUGUGACAUCAUUUAUGCUGGGGAGAAAGCCCAGUUUGGGCAGCCGGAGAUUCUAAUAGGAACCAUCCCAGGUGCAGGGGGCACCCAGAGACUGACCCGUGCCGUCGGAAAGUCACUGGCCAUGGAGAUGGUCCUCACUGGUGACCGGAUCUCAGCCCAGGAUGCCAAGCAAGCAGGUCUUGUAAGCAAAGUUUUUCCUGUUGAGACAGUGGUUGAAGAAGCCAUCCAAUGUGCAGAAAAAAUUGCCAGCAACUCUAAGAUUGUGACAGCGAUGGCCAAAGAGUCGGUGAACGCAGCUUUUGAAAUGACAUUAGCAGAGGGCGUUAAAUUGGAGAAGAAGCUCUUCUACUCAACUUUUGCCACCGAAGACCAGAAGGAAGGGAUGGCCGCAUUUGUGGAGAAGAGAAAGGCCAACUUCAAAGACCAGUGACAGCCGGCGGCCUCUGCCUCGGCCCCGCAUCCGAGAGGACGAGCAGCUUCAGAAGCUGAUCAAUGCUUCUGUCUUGUGCGCAGUGUCGGUGACACGUGGCUUCCCUCCAGCUCUGCGGGGUGGUGUGGGCUCACAGCCUGCGGGGGGCAGGUGGCCUUCACCCAGUGGUCACAGGACCCCGGCUCGGCCACUGUGUCGUUUGCAGCGGUGGACAUGGCCACUCAGAGUGAAGGCCUUGUUGCUGGGUCUCUAGAGAGACAUGCUCUUGACUGACAGACCUCAGGUCACAUUAGGCCUUUUGUUGGUCGUUUCUAUUCUUCAGUGUUCCAUCACUUUUUAAACACUUUCGUCUGUCAUUCUAAGCAACAGCAUUCAAACAGAACAGGGUUCGCGAAGGCCGCAUCCUCGUCUGAGGGGGACUGCCUGGCUCUUAGGAUUUUCUGUGCCCAUGCGCUCAUGUGUGAAACUCGGUUUUCUUUGUAUGAAAAUGAACAUUUCUGCUGCUUUCGCACAAACGCACCCUGUUCUUUCAUGACUGUGAUUCUUUUUCGUUCUAAAAUAGAUAACAGAAAGCUUGCUGUUUAUCCGUUUUUAAAUGUACGCCUGGCAGCGGUGCGCUCAGCGUUCUCAUCUGCCUCCGUGCAGCUUCAUCGCCCCAAACAGAAACUACGCCACAACACUGACUCCCUGCCUGGCCCCCCGCCUGCCCCCCGGGUCCUGGGGACCUUUACUGCACUUUCUUUCUGUUGCAAAUUGAAUAUAAUAUUUCCAAAGUCCACCCAGGUUGUAACAGUAACAGUCCAUUUCUUUCCAUGGCUGAACAUGAUUCCUACUCGC
This is a messenger RNA of Capra hircus (goat), 1780 nucleotides long. RefSeq names its product enoyl-CoA hydratase, short chain 1 (gene ECHS1). Gene Ontology annotation, biological process: fatty acid beta-oxidation. NCBI's taxonomy places the organism in Eukaryota, Metazoa, Chordata, Mammalia, Artiodactyla, Bovidae. Gene Ontology annotation, molecular function: enoyl-CoA hydratase activity. Gene Ontology annotation, cellular component: mitochondrion. The transcript has 8 exons. Bases 71 to 943 code for a protein of 290 amino acids. The record is from RefSeq and is a predicted model, not a curated record.